Rosa chinensis is the source of this 567-nucleotide messenger RNA. RefSeq lists its product as uncharacterized. The record is from RefSeq and is a predicted model, not a curated record. The coding region runs from base 1 to 567 and encodes 188 amino acids. Lineage: Eukaryota; Viridiplantae; Streptophyta; Magnoliopsida; Rosales; Rosaceae. Gene Ontology annotation, molecular function: RNA-DNA hybrid ribonuclease activity; nucleic acid binding. The transcript is spliced from 2 exons.
AUGGCGGUAUGUUAUGGGCCUCAGCUUCGGCACAGCAGUUUGCAUCUAUGGCUGACCUCGUGUGCUCAGGAACUGUUCGCAUUUGACUUUGGAACUCUUAUAUUUCUUCUAUAUGGUGUUUGGAAGGAGCGGAAUGAGAGAAUCUGGAGUCAGAAAAAGGGAACGAGUUGUGAUGUGAUCCUUAACUCUGUGUCCCGACUGCAAGAAUUUAGGUUCCAUAAUUUGAAGGAAACAAACGGCGUGAGCCGAAGGCAUAAGGUAGUGCGCUGGUCUGCUCCCCCAUUGGGUUUACUGAAAAUUAAUGUGGACGGAUCGUUCAAUCAUGUUACUGGUCAGGGUGGCGUCGAGUUUGUUAUCCGUAAUGAGACUGGGGCAAUGUUAGUAGGAGGAGCUUGUCCUGUGUAUGGUUUGCUUUCUCCAGAACAUGGGGAAUUGUUGGCUUGUAAGAAGGCUUUGGCUUUUGCGAUAGACCAUUCUUUCCUACCUGCUAUUAUGGAGAUGGACGCACUGAAUGUUCAGUGUCAAUUGAUGGAUGCUACUGCUCCUAACACAGAGAAGAUUGUAUGA